AUGAUGAAAAGAAGGUGGUCCAAUAACGGGGGCUUUACCGCCCUGCGCAUGCUGGACGAGAGCAGCUCGGAGGUGACGUCCUCGUCGGCCGCGCUGGUCAUGUCGCCGGGCAUGACGAUGUCACCGACGUCGCUCGGUUCGCCAGAGUACAACGAUCUCGAGCUGUGGGGCGCGUACGACGAGAACGCUUACAACGGCCACAGUGUCCUGUCGAACGGGAACAACAAUCUCGGUGGCGGUGGUUGCGGUGCCGCCGUCGCCGCCAACCAGCUGCUCAUGAACGGCAUCAUGAACGGCAGCAACAACCUGAACGGGAUGAUGAACGGGAUCGGGCUGGGGCCGGGUUCGGUCGGCCCGAAUGGUGGGGGUGGUGCGCAGGCCAGCACCAACCAGAUACAGCAGUUUGUCGGCAAUCUGAUCAACGGGAUGAACCACUCGCAGACCAUCAUACCGCCACUGCCCUCGAUCAUACAGAACACGAUCAUGAACACACCGCGCAGCGAGUCGGUUAACUCCAUCUCAUCAGGACGUGAGGAUUUGUCCCCGUCGAGCAGUCUCAACGGCUACACCGGUGAUGGUAGUGAGGCGAAAAAGCAGAAAAAGGGUCCAACACCACGGCAGCAGGAGGAACUCUGUCUCGUGUGUGGUGACCGGGCAUCCGGCUAUCACUACAAUGCGCUUACCUGCGAAGGUUGCAAGGGCUUCUUCCGGCGUAGUGUCACCAAGAAUGCGGUCUACUGCUGCAAGUUUGGCCAUGCGUGCGAGAUGGACAUGUACAUGCGGCGCAAGUGUCAGGAGUGUCGGUUGAAGAAGUGUCUCGCGGUGGGCAUGCGACCUGAGUGCGUCGUGCCGGAAAACCAGUGCGCCAUCAAGCGGAAGGAGAAGAAGGCACAGAAGGAAAAGGACAAGGUACAGACGAACCCUUCCACCACCGUUAGUACAACGAACGCCAGCUACAAGUCGGAGCUGCUGCCGGUAUUAAUGAAGUGUGAAUCACCGCCCACCGCAGCGAUACCGCUACUACCGGAGAAGCUGUUGAAUGAAAACCGACAAAGAAAUAUACCUCUACUGACGUCCAAUCAGAUGGCCGUCAUCUACAAACUCAUCUGGUACCAGGAUGGAUACGAGCAACCGUCGGAAGAAGAUCUCAAGAGGAUAAUGAUUAAUUCACCCAACGAGGAAGAAGAUCCCCACGAAAUCCACUUUCGGCACAUAACGGAAAUCACCAUUCUCACAGUACAACUUAUCGUGGAGUUCGCGAAGGGACUACCAGCAUUUACGAAGAUCCCGCAGGAGGAUCAAAUAACGUUACUAAAGGCGUGCUCCAGUGAGGUGAUGAUGUUGCGAAUGGCCCGCCGGUACGAUGCCGAAACCGACUCCAUCCUCUUUGCCAACAACCGAUCGUACACGCGCGACUCGUACAAGAUGGCGGGCAUGGCGGAUACGAUCGAGGAUCUGCUACACUUCUGCCGGCAGAUGUACACGCUCACGGUGGACAACGUGGAGUACGCGCUGCUAACGGCGAUCGUCAUCUUCUCCGAUCGACCCGGUCUCGAGAAGGCCGAACUGGUUGAGACGAUCCAGAGCUACUACAUCGAUACGCUGCGCGUCUACAUCCUGAACCGGCACGGGGGCGACCCGAAGUGUAGCGUCACGUUCGCGAAGCUGCUCUCCAUACUGACCGAGCUGCGGACGCUCGGGAACCAAAACUCGGAGAUGUGCUUCUCGCUCAAGCUGAAGAACCGCAAGCUGCCCCGCUUCCUGGAGGAGAUAUGGGACGUGCAGGACAUACCACCGGUUGGGCUGGCACGGCAUCAAGAGCUGGUCGCACAGCAGCAGCAGCAGCAGCAGCAACAACAGCACCACCAACAGUCGGACAAUCCGAACGCUUCCUCAAUGGCAUCCACCUCGUCGAACAUUGUCGUCGUCAGUAACGGUGUACAGCUCGGUUCGAUGCAGCAAUCCAGUCAGCUGCAGCAGCAGCAGCAGCAGCAACAGGUUCACAGUAAUGGCGGUGUGCCCACGAUUCCCAUCGGUACACCCGUGGGGGUAGGGGUCAGCAACGGUUCCGUGAACGGUAGCAGCAGUAGUAGUAAUGGCGCGAACGGCAGCAGUAGCACAAGUAAUAGUAGUAACAGCAGCAGCAGUAGUAGUAAUAACACCAGUAGCACUAACAACAACACCAGCAGUAAUAGUAGUAGCAACGGACUGCUCUCCACUGUCGGAAUGCUCGAACACGUAUAGCUAGCGUAGGGCACGGUGCCCUCCGUCGUCGGCACCGUCACCGUUGAUGCGUUGCAGUUGCACCGUGGCCCAUCAUCAUCGUCUGCGGCGGGUGACGUACUGUUCGACAGUCACUAUCCGCUGGCGGGGCUGAUCGGUGCGACCGAGCAACCCGUUGGCGAUGACGACGGCGACGACGAUGGUGGCGUCCGUGCGGACACCGGUAGCGUCUUCCCGGACGACGACAUUCUAUUUAUCGUAGAGAGUUAAUUUAUUUUAGCUGGUUUAUUACCCUUCUGUCCUUCCUCCUGUGCGCGGUGAUCAUCAGGAUGAUGCUCCAUAAGAUCAGGGAAGCUCUUCUCGUGUGUGGAGGGCCCAUUUGCACAAAAUCGGUCAAAACAUAUACUUCAUGGGGGAGAGAUUUUUUCAUGGAUUUUUUCAAUUCGUGCACACGCACACACCCUACGAAAGGGCGUAAAAAGAGUGUGAAACAUACUACUCUGCAAGAGGUGUGUUUGAGAGGUCGCGCGGGACAGAAGCAAACAAUAUUUCAUUCCUCCCCAUUUAUUACAUAAUGUAACAAUUGUACAGUUUAGUAGGCACGCGACGCGAUGAGCGACGACACAAAAGCAGCGGAUAGUGAAGGUUGGUUUAAGUUUAGUAAGUUUAGUAAUUUAGCGAAAGCGAUCGUGCGUUUUUUUUUCUUCACUUAUUUGUUUUGUUAUUGUACUUCUUUAUUUUUUUUUGCUACACACACUGUUGUUGUUGCAAAGGGAAAAUAGGAAAAUGCAAAUCAAGCACAUUUUCAUAGCGAAGGAAGAAUUAAAAAACCAGAAAGGGAAUUUUGCAAUAGGAAACCAUUAUAAUAUUGUCUUGUAGAUAAUCAGCUUCCCUCCGAUGCGAGGGAGCUUUAGGGAUGAGAAACUCCGCGUCAUCAAAGGAACAUUUUGAUUCGGGGACAGGGAGAGAGCGAGAGAGCUGUGCGCCGUAAACUGUGUUGUGAACUGUGUGUGUGGAAAGGAGAGAAUAACGAUAAAGAAAGGACUACUAAUUACUAAUGGAUAAGUUUGCAGGAUUAGUACCGUGUUUUAUACGAUAGAAUGGUAGGGACGGAGGGGGGGUUGUGUGCCACGGUUUUUACCCAUCGGAUACGGGGGUACCCGGGUGCACACGUGCGCGUUAGUAGUAGUGUGUCUCUCUGUGUGUAUUUAAGCAGAUAGAGCGUUACGAUACUAAUAAGCUAAGCGCGGGGAGGUAUACACAAAACAGGAAAAUGCGUUCAGAUAGUGAGCGAACCGACACACUACUACGGCGACGACUACUACGACUACUACUACUACUACACUAUUACUGUGGAAAAAAAGAUGCGAAAGAAGGCGCACCUUAUCAAGCAUCCUUCAUCCCCAAAAAACACAAACUGCAAUCGUCGUGUCCCAAAUCCCCGGUAUAACAACAGCAAACACACGUACACACAUGCGGACUUCCAACAGGGAAGAUCUUUAUUAACUCUACUGCCAGCUACAAUGCGCUGCUAUAGUGUAAUAGUAAGGGUAGUAGCUACUGCUAUUACUACUACUACUACUACUACCACUACGAAUACUGCUAAACUACUAUUUACUUUUGAAAUUUGCUACCGGAAACACUGCGAGAAUUAUUGUGAAUGCAACAAACAGCAAAACAAACAAAACACACACAAAAAGAAAACCAUACACACAACAACGAAAACAAAACUGCUGCAAAGGAAGUAGAAGAAAAACAUAAAAAAAACAAAAACAUCCGACCCAGAAUACUUACUGCCAAGAAGAGAAGUAGAUGGUGUGUGUAGUGUAGAAGAAGCUAAAACUCCUCUUCCCGAGAACGUUUUUUUUUAUUGUUUACAGAGAAAAGCACACUUUAAAUGCCACGAAAUGAUGUUCACAGCAUGAGCAAAAACCAAGGGGAAUUUCGCUUCCUUGCUUUGUGUUUGGAGAGUUUUUUUUUAUUUUGGUGUGUGUGUCGGGAUGGUUAGUCGAGGGCCACGCUGAUAGUACUCGGUUAGUAGUAUAGUGUAAGUGCGCAGGAUUAGAUCGUGUUGUGUGUGUGUGUGUGUGUGAAGGGCAGAUGUGGGAUGUAGUUUGAUGGAAACACGGAAAGGGAAUCGGUGCGACGAAGAAGGGACCGCACACGCGUGCGGCGUAAGGAAAGGGGACCUUCUUUCGUAUCGUUUGGCUGUGACUUGUUAAUAAUUUUUAAGAGAAGCAUAUAUUAUUAUUACUAUCAACAUAACUAACUACUAUUACCAAUAUUGCACACCAUACAAACCCACACACAACAAAACAAAUGCUAUGUCAGCUUAAAGAAGAGACAUUUAUAACCGACAAACUGCGGUGUGCGUAUAUUUGUGUGCGCGAAUGUUGUGAAGAACGAGGUAGAACAGAACAGAACGGAACAGGUCCCGAAACCAGGAUAGUGUUUAAAGCAAAUUGCAGAAAUUACAUCCACCACCCACUCGCAGAAAAGUGUGUGUCGGGAAAGGAAGGUUAGAAUUAAGCUCUAUAGCUGUACUAAGGUAUAAAAAGAUUGGAAAAGCAUAGCAAAACAAAAAAAAAAUCGCACAUACACACACACACACAUGCAGAAAGGAAGAUGAUAAUGGUGAUAAUCCCCAUCUUUACGAUCGUGUCUGUAGUUGUUUUCCGAUAUUUGGAACGAAUUAGUGUGAAAAUGCCGUGACGUGCUGUUUAAAAGGUUUGAUGAAAGUGGGUAAUGUGUGGGGACCCCAUUGAUUCUUCCUUUUCUACUUGAUAAGUGUGUGUGUGUGUGCUAUUAGUUUCCCUUUUUAGUAAACACUCAAUCGGGCAGUUAGUAACAAAAAAAGCGCAGGAAGCAAACAGGUAGUAGGGCUUUAAAGCUCUUAUAUAGGUUUCCCCCUUUCCCACCUGUCGAUAUCUUCCCGGUAUAGGCAACACAACAACAAACCCCAUUUUUCUUUGUCCCCUUGGUCCCAAAACGGUACGAAUUGAAUUUUAAAUGAAGUAAAUCAUGUGCACUUGCAUGUACUAGACAAAAUUCUCUAAGGAAUGACAUUCGCAGGCCGGUUGGAUUUGUUGCCUCUUCCACCUUCCUCCGUGAUAGAAUCCCGUGUUUCUUUUUUUUUCGCUUCCUAAAGAAAUUGUAUAAUUUAAAUCAUAUUAGUAGGACAAAAAAGUUUGCUUGUAAAGAACAAAAAAAGUAAUGUGCAUUUACUUUAUUUACACCCUUUAGCCGUUAGGAAUGGAAUCCUUCUUAGCGUGCUUCUGUUACAUUUUUACAUAUCCGUUUCUAGUAGCAUUAUUCGAUCCGUUACAAAGUCAAACGCUUCAAUUCGCUUGAAUUAAAAUAAAUUCCCUAGCUGCGUUCCCACUUCGUUCUCUAUUUAGGACACUUGUAGCCUAUUUGCCUCCAUUUGGUGCGAAAUCGAAUGUUUUACUAUGACGGCAAAAUUAUAUCAAUUAUUAGUCAAAUGUUGUGUAAAUCGUUUUUAGCCAAAAGAAAAAAAAACAAAACAACAAAACAAAAAGGUGAAAAGCCGUCGCGUUGCGCGCGUGUUUUGUCCUGCCUUUUUGCAUUGGUUUUUUUGUGUCACCCUGUGUUGUAGUGAAAUUUUUUAAAUUAAAUCACCAUCCAUAUCCACCCGUCCAUCAGCAAUCUUUAAUUUUCUCUCUCUUUGUUUUUUUUGUUAUGUCCAACGACGGCAAAAACAGAAAAGUGUCGUUUGUGUGUAGCAAAAAUAUUUUUCAUAAAAAGAACACAAAUAGUAGACACAAACAAACAAAACUCUGGGGAACAAGCACACGAACAAGCACAUCCGCCUGAAAAUGGAAAUGCUUUGUUUGUUUUUUGUUUUAGUUAAAAUGCAUAAAAUUUCAUAAUAGCACACCGCUGUGUCGUUUGAUAUAAACAAAUGUUUCUCAACAUGGAGUAGAAAACAGUGACAAGAAAAGUGAAACGAAACACGUGAAUGCCGACAACAACACAAUGGAAAGAGGAUAGUUCUAAGAAGGACGAGAGAGAGAGAGAGAGAGAGAGAGAGAGAGAGAGAGAGAGAGAGAGAACAGUUUUUGUUUUCGUUUCGGAAACGGAGGUGCCUUUUGACAAACAAACAAAUAAAACAAACAAACAAAACAAAACAAAAGUCGCAAACAGUGCAGGAAACUCAACAAAAGGAGAACAAAAAUGCAAACAAACAAAAAAAGAUAAAUAAACAACUUGCAGCAAGUUUAAUGAAGAGGAAAAAUAAACAGUCACAUUCAUACAAACUUCAACCUUCAAAGCAAACAUAGAACAGAUGGAUAGCAGUUAAUGAAAAAAACAAAAUAACACAUUUAUAAAAAAAAACAAACCAACAAACAUACAAAAACAGCCGAAGAUGUAUUUCUGUUUUGCAUGGAAGUGGAAGUAGGAAGUGGAACAAGAAACGAGGAAUGAAAAAAUGAAACCUAGUGAACACACAAAUUCUUUAACAUAAGUGCAGCUUUCAUUUGUUGUGUGCCGAACGGUGCACAAUACAAUACACAACAGAAACUUUACUUAGAUAGGCGUUUUGGGGGAAAUGAAUUGCGUGCAAGCGAGUGGGGGUUGCUUUUAAAACGAAACAGUAACUACUGAGAACCACUGAUAUAUGAUGGACUGAUCACUUGUGGUGUGCGUGUGAGUAUAGUGGACGUUUGAAAUGGUUUCGGGUUGGCAAGAGAGGUACAGUGGAAUAGGACAAAACAUCAUCCCUCUCGUACGAAUGUGCGCACCACCGCCCACAACCUGUUAUGAAAUGGGCAACAUAACUUUGUAUAAAAUUACGACAUGCAAAAUGGCUUUUUAUGGGACAAAUUCUUACACAUAGUCACACAUACACACAAGUGAAUGAUACGUCUAUACAUCUAUAUAUACCCCGAUAUUCGAUUCCGGGUGCAGCUGAGUGAAGAUACUUCUUUACUGCAAACAGUCCCGAAUUGUAUACAAAAUGUUGAAAAAAAAAAUGUGUAAAAUAUGCGCAUUGGUGAGGAAAGAGGAAAACAAACGAUAGAAAGUCACAAACUACGGGGGAAAAACAAAAACCGAAGCACCAAAACUGCGCUUGGAUUGUAAAAUUGUGUACAGUUUUUAAAAUGUAGAAAGUCUCACAUUGUUUUCACAUUUAAACGUUGCGGAAAGUUGUGGCAAAAAGGAAGAAAAAAAAAGACCUUUACCACCGGAAAGGGGGCAAAGUUGUAAGCGCGGAUGAUGCGGUUAAGGUUACAAAACUAAACACACACAAAAACAGUGGAAGAAACAGCCGAAAAAAAAACGACGUGUGCAAAAAAGAAAUGCUAAGGGAAAGAGUUGUAAAAAUUGGGGAAAAAACAUGCAAGAGAGAAAUAGAGGGAGCUAUACAGAGCAGCAGCAGCAGCAGCAGUGUAAUAGUGUAAUUUUGUGUAAUUUCGUGUUAAGCAUUGAACUGGGAUAUGUGCAAAAUUUUCUCAAAUACUAUUAAUGACUUAUCGAUAGUUACUUUUUAUUAUUAUUGCUAUAUUAUUUUAUUAUUUUUUUGUAAUAAAAUAUUUCUUUUUUAUUCAAAUGA
This is a messenger RNA of Anopheles moucheti, 7798 nucleotides long. Its product is annotated as ecdysone receptor-like. Bases 1 to 2244 code for a protein of 747 amino acids. NCBI's taxonomy places the organism in Eukaryota, Metazoa, Arthropoda, Insecta, Diptera, Culicidae. Gene Ontology annotation, biological process: negative regulation of transcription by RNA polymerase II; positive regulation of transcription by RNA polymerase II; ecdysone receptor signaling pathway. The record is from RefSeq and is a predicted model, not a curated record. Gene Ontology annotation, cellular component: nucleus. Gene Ontology annotation, molecular function: zinc ion binding; nuclear receptor activity; ecdysone binding. The transcript is spliced from 6 exons.